This is a messenger RNA of Hibiscus syriacus, 678 nucleotides long. RefSeq lists its product as uncharacterized. The transcript has 2 exons. Gene Ontology annotation, molecular function: RNA-DNA hybrid ribonuclease activity; nucleic acid binding. Bases 1 to 678 code for a protein of 225 amino acids. Lineage: Eukaryota; Viridiplantae; Streptophyta; Magnoliopsida; Malvales; Malvaceae. The record is from RefSeq and is a predicted model, not a curated record.
AUGGAUAUACGUGACUGGAUCCAAACUAAUUUGCACUACCCAUGCAACAUGGCUAAUGAAGAACAGGAAUGGGAUCUGCUAUUCGGAUCAAUUAUAUGGAAUAUUUGGCUGUCAAGGAAUGCGGUUGCUUUUGACUCACCCCUUGAAGACAAUGGAUCCAUCAUUGACAGAAGCCGUAGGCUCCAAAUGAUGAGUAUCCUAGCCAACCAAUCAGAAAGAGCAUCACACGUCCAGGAAGCAAAUCUAAUUUCCACAAACAUGGAGGAGAAGCGGAAUAUAGGGACAAAACCAGCAAUUGAUUGGUUCAAAGUCAACACAGAUGCAGGGAGAAACGCAACCAACGGUAACACUACAUGUGCAGGAAAUUGUGGGGGGAUAUACAUAGGAAUGACGAUUGCAUGGGGCCAAGGAAUUCCACAACUAGAGGUUGAAACGGACAAUAGAGAAGCUCACAGUCUCCUCAACAACAAGGACGAAAACAUUGGUGCUCAGACCAUCAUAUCCCACAUCCGGAGUAUAGAGAAAAGAGAACACUACAGCCACGUCUGUCGUGAAGGAAACCAAGUAGCUGACUCGCUGGCAAAGAUAGCAACUCCCGGAGAGUUCGAUGUGCACAUAAUCCACGAAACUCCACAGAUGGUGAUCAAGAUGCUCCAGGAUGAAGGACACACACAGUAG